This is a messenger RNA of Teleopsis dalmanni, 2891 nucleotides long. It is a transcript of the gene drd, whose product is annotated as O-acyltransferase like protein. The record is from RefSeq and is a predicted model, not a curated record. The coding region runs from base 105 to 2633 and encodes 842 amino acids. The transcript has 12 exons. Gene Ontology annotation, molecular function: acyltransferase activity, transferring groups other than amino-acyl groups. NCBI's taxonomy places the organism in Eukaryota, Metazoa, Arthropoda, Insecta, Diptera, Diopsidae.
CAUUUAAGUGUGAAAACUAGUAUGAAAAGAUUCUUAAAAUUACACAAAAAUUAAUAAAUUAAACGGAACUAAAAAAAGUCUGAAGCAAAAAUAGCUGAAUAAAUAUGUGUUCAAAAUUCCCACCCUUCUUAGUAGGGGUGUACCUACUUCUAAUAUUAGGUUCCGCUUUCAGUGGUUGUCUGGCCAUAGAUACAACUGCUGCGCAUGUCACAAAUCCAACUUGUAAUCUUCGAGAAAAUUGUAAUCUCAACGAUGAUUUACUAAGUGUUGGUGGUGAUCAGAAGGAACUAACUGCCGAAAAGCUAGAAAAUAAAAUUGCAUCUAUAUUUGAAGAUAAAGUCAACUAUAGUAUGAAAUUAUUUGCUGAAGAUUCAGUCAUUGAGUACAAUACUUUGGAACGGAAUUUGAGUAGUGUUAGUGCUCAAAUACAAACUAAUUUUACACUAGGAAAACUGGAAGAAGAAGAUGCUGAUGUAGAAGAGAAUGAAAGAGAAUUUUUAUAUCAAAUCGGACAAAAAUUUCUUGCCAUAUCGCAGCCAUUUGAUGCAUCUAUAAAUCCGGAGGCCUCGUCUACAUGUCGCGAACACACGCGACGCUAUUUGGAGGCCUUACAAAAUGUUGAUCUGUGGGCUUUAAAAAUGCACGAUUCUACUGGCAAACUUACUUCGGGCGUACUUAAUGGCAACAUAAAUCAAAUCGGAGACUUUGAUCAGUGCCUCGGCGUUAACUACCAGACAGGCAGUUCUGUUGCAGCUGAUGACAGUGGGGAGAUAAAAGGGCAGUACUGCUUGGCAUACGCACAACCUGUGUUGACAUAUAAGUCCAAACGUUUAAAGAAUAUUUUUAAAUUAAUCCAAUCGCAUGGUCCUUUCCGAAGUGAAUUUAACGACCCUGGACAUCGUGUACCACGUUACUCAUUAGUAAAUUGGGGCAUUUGUGUACCGUCCUCAUGUACCUACAAAGACGUAGAAUACAGUGUUAAGGAAUAUCUAAAUAACAUGACCGAAUCUACCGGCAUAUCGUUUCAAGUGCGCGUAGAACCCAAAAUGUGUCAAUCAAACCACAAUAAACCUUGGGAUCGUAACACUACCGUAGCUGUGCGUUUCUUCCUUAUCAUACUGUCUAUAGCUGCAUUGUCAACAAUUUACGAACGCUGCACAAAAAAUCAAAAACAGAAUGAAUGGUUUACUGCAUUUUCAUUGGACAAGAAUUUACGUUGGCUAUUUAAAACAAGCUCAUCUCCCGAUGACAUACAAGCUGUACAUGGCAUACGUUUCCUUAAUGCGGCUAUGUUAUUAUUCUCACACAAAUCAAUGGCCAUGUUCUUCAAUCCUUACAACAAUCGUACUGACAUGUCUGAGAGUUUGGGCCGACCAUGGACGGUCAUUGGUCGCGCUGCAUCCCUUUACACCGAUCCAUUUUUAUUAUUUAGUGGCAUGUUAACUGCUUACUCAUUAUUCGGUCGUUUAAACAAAGGACAACCAAUACGCCUAAAAAAUGAAUAUAUCAGCCGAUUAAUGCGAAUCGUGCCACCACUCGCUGCCUUAAUACUUUUCUGUACUUACGUUUUGCCAAUGUGGGGUUCAGGACCUCAGUGGAAUCUGGUUGUUGGACAUCAUGCAGAUAUAUGCAAGAAAAACUGGUGGCGCAACUUGCUUUUUAUACAUAACUAUUUUGGUUUCAGUGAAAUGUGCUUAACACACACACAUCAUCUCGGUAUCGAUACAGAAUUAUUUGCGGUUGCACCACUUAUGAUACUUGGUUUAUGGAAAUGGCCUCGAAAGGGUCUAAUUACUUUAAUAUUAUUGGGUGCUAUUGGUACUGGUGCACGUUAUUACACAACCAUUGUAAAUCAAUUGUCUAACUACAUAUACUUUGGCACCAACAUACAACGUCUCUUCCGUACUGCUGACUAUAUGUAUUCUUUCCCACCACAUCGUUCAACAGUCUAUAUUAUGGGCAUUUUAUUGGGUUAUGCCUUACGUAAAUUCAAAAAUGUCACACUUACAAAAACGCAGCUACGUGUCGGUUGGAUUGUAGCCACUUUAUGUGUGUUAGCAUCAGUGUUGGGUCCAGCACCUAUGGGUCAUAUUGACUAUACAUACAAUUCCACACAUGCAGCAAUUUAUGCCGCCUUUGCGCCCAUAGCCUGGUGUAUAUUCUUCUCUUGGAUUGUAUUUGUGUCGCACAAUGGUUAUACAAAUAAACUCACAAAUAUGUUGUCCUGGAGUGGUUUCCAGGUAUCUACUAAGCUUUCAUAUGCCAUCUACCUUACACAAUUUCCAGUAUUCUUCUUUAAUGUGGGCAGACGCCGUCAUAUACAUCACUACUACAAUUUUGUUUCAAUAAUUCUUGACACAAAUGAGUUUAUUUCCAUAUUCCUGGCGUCUGUGGCGUUGACUAUCUUAUUUGAUGCGCCCUUCCAAAACAUAAAAAAACUGCUACUGAAGCGUUCCCCAACAACCAAAGCACAAGUCAGACCCGCAACCUCAACUGAAACAAGUCAAAACUGUGAUUUGAACUCAAACAAUGCACAAGUACUAACGACGUCGACUGCAGCGCAAGCGUCUACGCUGAAUUCAACGCCGACAUCGGCAUCAGCGCUAGCGUCAAAGCACGAGCACGCUGAUUAGUUGGUAGUUGAUUUCUUAGGUUAAAUACUCUUGUAAAAUAAUUUAAAUUUUAUUCUUAAGUUAGCCCUUAGUUUAUAAAGAAAUUAGUGCAAGUUAGUCUGUAAGAGUCUGCCUCCUCCUCUACCCUCCAUUGUAUACCACAACUAGGCUAGUAUAUAUUUUGCAAAAUAUCUUUCGAAAUGGAUUUAAUCUUCUUUGACACUUCAUGCUUUUGUAUAUUUUUUUAUAUUUUCCUAUUUAUGUUAAGUAAUUAAAGAG